This is a messenger RNA of Aureococcus anophagefferens, 993 nucleotides long. RefSeq lists its product as hypothetical. Bases 1 to 993 code for a protein of 330 amino acids. Gene Ontology annotation, molecular function: aminopeptidase activity. NCBI's taxonomy places the organism in Eukaryota, Pelagophyceae, Pelagomonadales, Pelagomonadaceae. Gene Ontology annotation, biological process: proteolysis. The record is from RefSeq and is a predicted model, not a curated record. Gene Ontology annotation, cellular component: cytoplasm. The transcript has a single exon.
AUGCGCGUGCUCUAUCCCGACAUCGAGCCCUACGAGCACGGCAUGCUCGACGUCGGCGACGGCCACGAGAUCUACUGGGAGCUGAGCGGCAACCCGAGCGGCAAGCCCGCCGUCUUCCUCCACGGCGGCCCCGGCGGCGGCUGCGGCGUGCACACGCGCUGCUUCUUCGACCCCGCGGUCUACCGGAUCUGCACCUUCGACCAGCGGGGCUGCAACCGGUCGACGCCCAACGCGUCGGACGACUGGGCCGCGUCCAUCGUGUGCAACGACACGCCGCACCUCGUCGGCGACGUCGAGAAGCUGCGCGCCCACCUCGGGAUCGAUAAAUGGGGCGUCGUGCUCGGCGGGAGCUGGGGCUCGACGCUGGGCCUCGCCUACGCGCAGACGCACCCGGACAGGCUCGAGGCGCUGGUCCUCCGGGGCUGCUUCCUCUUCAUGCCCGACGAGGUCGACAACCUGUUCCAGAACGGCCACCAGGCCCUGAACCAACCGGAGGCCUGGGCGGGCUACGAGGAGCACAUCCGGUCGACGCCGGGCGAGUGGGAGGUCGAGCGGACGAACCUGCUGGCCGCGUACUACAAGCGGCUCCGGUCCGACGACUCGGACGUCCGCAACGCGGCCGCGCGCGCGUUCGUGUCCUACGAGCUCUCCGUGAGCACGACGUUCCCCAACUCGAAGAAGAAGGACCGCGUGCUGUCGACGCCGGAGAUCCUCGUGCCCUUCGCGCUCUUCGAGGCGCACUACAUGCUGAACAACGGCUUCCUGCGGCGCGGCCAGCUCCUCGACGACGUCGGCAAGAUCGCGCACCUGCCCAUCACCAUCGUCCACGGCCGCUGCGACUUCGUCUGCCGCCCGGAGGCGGCCUACCGGCUCUGGUGCGCCCUCGACAAGAAGGCGAAGCUCGAGAUCGUCGACGGCGCGGGCCACUCGGACACGGAGGUCGGCAUCGUCGACGCCCUCGUGCGCGCCACGGACGAGCUCCGGUCCGCCUAG